This is a messenger RNA of Xyrichtys novacula (pearly razorfish), 22645 nucleotides long. Lineage: Eukaryota; Metazoa; Chordata; Actinopteri; Labriformes; Labridae. The record is from the annotation of a GenBank genome assembly.
GAACAAUUGUGCUGCAGCGGCGCUGACAGGAGCUCACAGUCGUCCCCAUAGAGACAGGCUCCUACUACAGGCUCCGUUACACCAGCUAGUCGUCUCCCACAGGCGAUGACAGCCUUGAAAUAAAACAGCAGGCAUUUGGAUAUUAAUUUUUUCCUCGAAAACAUACUCCCGUAUGCUUGCCAAACAGAUUUUUUUGAUUAUUGGAUUAACCCCCAUCAGCCGCUAACCGCAGCAGCUUUAUCCUGGGAGGCCGGACUGGAGAUUUGUGUCGCUGGGCAGGGAGGAGUCCUCUGUUAUUCCAGUGUGAAGCUGAACCAGGGCCAGCAUGUCGGCUUUAUAACAACACGUCCCUCCUAGACCUGUGAAGAGGAACAAAUGCAGUCUUAAAGGUGAGUCUUUGUCAUGUUUGUCGGUGUAUUUCGCUGCGUGUGUGUACGCAGUUCAGCUAGCUCCUAGCUAACGUUAAUAGGCUGUUAAGUUAAUGUUGCUAGGAUACUGUUUGGUCAUUCAUUGGUCAGCAUGUCCACCCUCAGCCGGACCUUGCAAGAAAAUGAAUAACAGGAGCUAGUGCGAAAUUAUGCUAAUUCAUGCUUUUAUUUCUGUAGAUAAUAAACCCUAUUUAUCUUGUAUUCAUUAUCAAAAAUGCUCCCAUUGUUUCACUCCUAUCCUAACUCAUUAUUAGCUCAUUGCAAGCUGAAAAACGCUAAUAAAUCUUAUUUGUCUUGGAUUUGAAAGUGCAAACACAUGGCUAUUUUGACACAGUGAUCAAUAGUGACUGACAGCUCUGGCACAAGCCCUAUCAGCUGAAUAUUCUAGUGUAUAGUGUGUGUAUUAUGAGUAGUAUUACAGGUGCUGUCAGGGAGCCAGGCCCUGCUGGUUGUUAUUCUUCCUCAUUUGGAUGAUGUAAUGCAGGCUGCUGUGGCUGUAACUCUCCAUGCAGGAUGGAUGUGGAGGUGAGUGCUGGCAGGGACAGCACCUGGAGGAGAGCAGCGGCAGCAGCAGCAGCAGCAGUAGAUGAUGAUGCAGGAGGAGGAGGAGGAAGCAGCAUGGAGGCUCAGGUCCUACCACUGGAGCUCUACGACUCUGCAAGAGCCAAAAUAGAUGCAAAUCUCCGCUGGCUGUUUGCCAAAGCUUACGGUAUAGGUAAGGCUUUCUUUAUUUUCUAUUUAAAAUCAUGCUUAUAAGGGUGGUGAUGUAUGUUAAAUCUGUGCCUGCUCAUCUGGGGAGUGCAAGCCACAUGGUCAAUAUUUAUAUCCAGACAACACUCCAUCAGCUGUGCACGUUGUAAUCUAUAUUUGACAGUAUAUAUGCGAUAUACUGUAUACUCUUGUACGAAGAGUUUGCAGCAUGCAAAUCCUGUUCAUUGUAUCUUAGUCAUGGCACCAGCACACCCUCAUCACCUUGGGACGAGGUUACCUUAAUUGAAUUUUGAACCAUUGUGCUGUAAAUCCCUGUCAGAGCAUUUUACCAGCUCAGUGGAUUGGAUAGAAUUAUUAGUUAAUGAUGAGUAAAAACAGAGAACCUAUAAUAAGCUCAAUGUCACUGACUGGAAUUGUGUUUAAGGGUUUAAAAAAAUCAACUAUUAUAGGGCAUCUGGAUCAAAGUUAGAGGCAAUGUGGUGCCGAUUUGCCUCAUGUACAAGUCCUCAAGCAGGAAGCCCAGAUUUGAUACCAAGCUGCGGUCUGUUUCUUGCAUUUUACCUCCCACCCUUUCUUCCAGUUUCCUCCUUUUUCCAUGGCCCUAUACUUUCUAAAUAAAGGUAAAGAAGCCCAAAAAUAUAUUUAAAAGAGUGAGAACCAGCUAUCAAAGGUAGCAAUGAGCAAGGCAGGUAAUGUGACUAAGAACCAUAGAAGGAUCGUUCCUCAAUUUUUCUCCUCUUCUCUUCCUUCAUGAAAAUGGGGGAGUAAGGAAAGGUAAAGCAUAUAAACGAACCUAGCAGGGGUGAACUCUGGCCCAAACAGGCUCUGUUUUCUCUGUCCUCUUUCUCACGUUUCAUUCUCUUUCUUUACCUCCACCCUUACCUCAUGAAAAAAAGAGAGUAUGGGGAGGUAGAGUGUACAGCCAAACACGAAAGGAGGGAUGGGCUCCUGCCUUAACAUGCGUCUUUCACCCUGACUCUGCCUCCUUAGUCAUCUUCUCUUUUUACCUCCACUUCUCAGACAUGAGAACGAGGGAGUUAUGGGGAGGUAGAGCACAUAGCCGAGCUGGCAGGGGUCAGCUCUGACCCAAACAGGCUUUUCUCUUCUUGGCUCUGCCUUCUCUUGUCCCUUCUCCUUUUAAUACUCUUUUGGGGGGUGGGAGCUGGUAUGCAAGGAGUUGUUCUUGGAUGGUGGAGUGAACUUAUGAGCCUACCUGAAGCAUCCUGGGCUUAACUUGAGGAAACGCCAUGUAGGAAACUGCCCCCUUGAUAAUCCUGGCGAUGUACUGGCUCCCACUGCCUGCCUAUUUCAUGUUGGGAUCAUAGGGGACAUUAAAGGUUACGUGGUUGUUAUCAGUAGAGCUUUGAUAUUAGAAUAAGGGCUGAUGGGAUGAGUGUCUCUGCUGAGCUUCUCCCAUCCUUUUCAAUCAAGCAUGAGAACCCUUUAAUUUAGAGACAACUAACUAUCUGCUCCAUAGCAGAACAGACUCCCUCAAACAGAAUUACUACAUCUUAUAGUAAUAGUAGAAAUCUUCAUGGUCCUGAGUGAAGAUUCAGGCCGAUAUCUCGUGAUCAGACAGUCUUUUAUUCCCAGGUCACUAGCUUUGAAGUCCUGACAUCAUCUUCUGAAACAUCCAAAGUGAUGGCUCCAUACCGCCAUGCUGUAAGUAAAUGUCUGGAAACGAUUCCUCCUUAGAUGUGGGUUUUUGUGUCAGCCAAUGAGCGCUCUCGGGGGGAGUGUGAGCAGGAGGUCAGUCGUGCUGUUGGUGCGAGCCCACACAUCUCCGAUUUUAUUAUCAGUCUGACAAUGAGACAUUUAGUGAGAGGGAAAGAGACGGGGGCAGUCAUUCAGUGGAGGAAAAGGACUUGGUCAUCAUUUCAGGUUUAUGGCUGCUGUAGUUUUAGUGUUUCCUGCCCUGCAGAGCUGUCUACUGUGUUGCAGUGGAUGACUCAGUAAAUUGAAUCAGAGAGAGUAUCAAAGGCCAAAGCUUGUGGUGAGGUGAGUUUUCAGAGUUAUUCACCUAAAUUUGAAAAGUCUAACAUCCACAGACGGUAUCACCAAACUGGAGUAUGAUUUUAUCUCCCUACAGCUGGAGUGGAGGUGUUAUGAGUGCCUGAGUUUGCCAGUGUCACUAGCCGUUGAUGGAAAUAUCCAGGACUCCAGCUUUGCAAAUAAAGCUUCACCUAAAAGUUAUCCAACUCUGUUUUUUCCAGAGUACAGACCAAAUCCCCAGUAUAAACACCAAACCAUCACCUUUACCUCCCUCUAGGCUUCGUGCUUUCAUUAAUCUGAUUGGCGCCUCCUGACGUCACUGUGCCCAUGAGAUCCCCUGCACAAGCUUCACUAUCUUUUAUUUCUUCACACCUAAUGGAUAUCACUAUGAAACUAUUUGAUGUUUCUUGCAACUUUAAUUUGUUUGGAUGUUUCCCCAUUCCCCAGAAUUUGGAUUUCUCUACUACAACUUUCACCCAGCUUUACUUUCUCAAUUACUGACAUAAAAUUCUCAGUUUAAUUGAAAAACAUGUUUUUAUUCUUUGAUUCAAACAUACAGUGCCCAGCAUAAGUCAGUACACCCCCUAUUUUAAGUAAUGUGUUACUCAUUACCUAGAUGAGCAAAAGUACAAUUUCAAAAGUUUUGACAAAGCUGAGUUUAACAUAACAUUUUAUUUAUCAUAAGAUAACAAUAAGGACAAUAUGGUAACUAAAAUUUAGCUUUGCUCCUGGAACUUUGAUUGGGGUGUACUCAUUUUAGCAUCCUGAUUUUGCAUUUUUGUAUGCAUCUUAAAAAAUCUUGUUUCCAAUCAAUAGCGUACAUUUGGGGGGGUAUUUUGUUGUAUAGUCUGACAUGGAAAAUGUUGAUUUUAAAGAGAAAGUAAAGGUUUUCUGACAACUUUAAAGGGGGGAAUUAAUUCAUGCUGAGCACUAUACAUGUGAAUAUUAUUUUCUGUUUCUGCCCAGUUCAGGAAUAUGGCUCUAAAAACGACACACUGCACCUUUAAGAGCCAGGCAUCAAAACUCUGUGGUCCAUGGAACAUUGAUUGAGUUUGGCUUGAAAUGCCAGCGCACAUUAUUUUUCUGCAGGGUCAUACCUCUGCGUUGUCCCUACAGGGUGCAUCAGCUUAACGGCUAUGUUUACCCAACAUACUGUCUUUUAAAUGAGUGUCCAUUAAGCCCUCUUAUUGCCUAGCAUGGCUGUGGCUUUCUCCUGCAGAGCCCAGACUCUGACAGCUCUGCCCUGACUGUCAGCAAGAUAUCUACUGAUCAAUCUGACCUUCUGUUUGGCUGAGAGAAUAGGAACAAAGGCCUGCCCCACCCCCCCUCUCCUCUUAAUUUCCUCCACUCACACAUGGACACCAGGGUGGGCUUUAACGCGUGGAUCAGGUGGAUGAUAAAUAUCUAAGCAGAGUUAGCAACUGGGAUUAAAGAGGAGCCUCUGCCACCCCCCUCUUAUUCUUCCCACCGCUCACAUAUGCACACACCCACCUCUUGAUGUCAGGGGCCGUAAAGCGAUCCAGUGAGCUGGCUCUUGUGAAGCAAAGGGACAGCGACCCAGCCCCCACCUCCGGCCACGCUGGCAUCCCCCAUCACCAUCUCCACAGCAACCAGCGAGGCUAAAAAGGGGGCAUUCUUGGACAGCUGAGGCUGAGGAAGUGGCGGAGUAAAGAGAGGAGUGUUGGAAGCAGACAUGAAAGAUUUGUUUUUUUUCAGGAGGUUCAGAGAAAAGAAAGAGAGGACUGUGGGGAUGCAUAAUGAGCAUUUUUUCACAUGAUCUGUGAGUCUCCUGUCCAUAUGGCUGCACUGCACAACAGCAGAGAGUGAGAUAGAUGCUGAAGGUACACAGUGCCAAGCAAGCAGUCUGCUGUGAAAAUCACAGCCGAGGUUUUCACAGUGUAGCCUGAGCCUGCUGUGUGUUUGUGUAUGUGUGUUUUGCACUAAUGGACGUCUUGCUUGUCUGUUCGUCUCAGUCAGCUCGCUGCUAAUGUGAGACAUAAUGAGAGAGGGUGCUCUGUUAAGUGGCAGAGCGUUGAUGUUUCAGCAUUGUUCAGAUGCGGUUGUUUUAAAGCCUGCUGCCUGUAUUCUCACACACUGUCUUGAAUUUCUGUGAUUUAAUCGUACAGUUUAAACAUAAAUUUCACAGAUAACACCACUUUUAAAGGCAGUUUUCUCCCUGUCUCAUAUUUUAGCUAUAAAAGCAACAGGAAAUGGAUAUAUUUGCAGUUAAACUUGAGGGAAUCAAAUGACGAUUAAAUGGUUAAAUAUAAGGGACACGGCUAUUAAAGGUCUAGUUAUUGGUCUAGACCUAAUUUCAACCGUCUAGAUUUUGUAUAUUUUUAGACGGAAUUUAGACAUUGCACUCUAACCCAUUAUUCGAUAACUAUUUAUUUCAAAAAGAAAGUGUGAGUUGCAUAACUGAUCUCCAAAUACUUAACUAAAAUAAUUAUGAUAGCCAUUGAGCAAUAUACAGUUAGACCUCUGUUAGCCUAAACUUGGUCAACACUAACACCUAAACGGCUAGUCUAAACUUGGUCUAAAUUUGGACGUCCAAAAAAACUUAAAUUUUUAGACCUGUGGUAGCCUGAUUUUAGCCCAGUCGUCUAGGCUACAUUUAGACGCCUAUUAGACCUCUUUUAGACCAAAAAAUGUUCAGUGGCUUGGUAACAGAAUUACUUGUCAGUGAGAUAAAUUAUGAUUGUUUUUGUAAUUUUAGGCCCAAAAUAACAGUCAUGAGCUGGCAGACUGAAGGUUAGUCAUGCUAGCUCUGCUAAUGGUAGCUACACCUGUGUUAAGCCAAGGUAACAAUUUUAUUUGUUUUACAAGUGUUUUCUUAUCCCUUUACAAGUCAUUUCAGUUAGUUAGAUUUUGAAUUCACAUUCAAAAAAGUUUAAAAUUAGUCUCUCUGAAACAUCCUUGCUUAAAUAGUUGAGAAAUUUCUAUUACAUAGGAUUUGCCUUUACCAGAAGCUGCAUGAGGAUGUUAGUCCAUGCCUUUGUUACCCAGAAAAAGCAUGUUAACAUUAGUGGCUGUUGUGCUGGUUUGUUCUUGACAAGUGUAUUUACCUUCAAAUGAUGUAGAGUAAUAUAGGUUAUUGGUUAAAGCACUCGUGCUAAACUCAGUUUUACUUCAGUUUAUCACCAGCUGUUUUGUCUCUUUUCAUCUUGUCCAAGCACUUAACUUUAUCAGGUGGUAGUCCCUCUGUUUAUUCCUGCCUAAAUCUACCCAGAAAGCACUAGAAGCUAAAUUACGUGAGUGUUUCAGGUGCUAACUCUGGAUUAACAGGUCCAAGGCAUAUAAAAAUAGCCGCCCCAUGUCUAUCUCCGCGAGCAGGUAAACACCCCAUGGGCUGGGGCAGCACCAUCAGCUUAAGCAUCACCGCUAAGUCCUGUUAGCUCAUUGGCUUAAAGCCUAUGCUUCACCUAUCGGCCUUGAGCGUCGCUACCUGGGCGGCUGUUUUACCGCUGACUUUCCCCUGUCACUCUCCUUAGACAGUCUAAUACCUUGAGAGUCCUGGGAGCGUCAGUGUUAUGUAACAUGAGGAGGCAUCAGUGGACACGUGCGUGUGUGUGCGCACAAAAAUAGCUCGAUGGCGGGUAUGUGGUGUCAUGCAGUGAUUUGUGACUAAACAAACCAGUGAAAGGUAAUCUUAUGUGUUUUCAAGCUACUUCUAAGAAGUUUCUCUUGUUGCAGAUCACAUCCCUGCAGACCUGCGGGACCCCUUCUAUACCGACCAGUAUGAGCAGGAGCACAUCAAGCCCCCCAUCAUCCACCUGCUACUGUCUGGAGAGCUUUACUGCCGUGUGUGUGGGCUCAUCCUGCACGCCGAGCACGCCGCCUCGCUCCACAGUCACCAGUCUGUCAUCCAGGCUUUAUCACGGAAAGGCAUCUACGUCCUGCAGGCAGACAACUCACCUGUCUCUGACCUGGACUUGAGCUCAGCUCCCAUUAAGAUGGUGGGUAGUUGAACCUCAUGUCUCGUUAUAGAACAACAUAAGCAAUCCAGUUUUUGGCACACUGAUUCAUAGAGCCUCUGUAUUUAUAGAUUCUUCUCAAGCUUAGGUUGAUCUUCUUUUCCCUUGACUUAAAAUAAUAAGCAGUAAUGCUCAUGGUUGGCGUCAGGUUAUUAAUUAGGAUACAUGUGAGUAUAAAUAACCAGGUUUAAAGAUUCUAGGAACAUCAGUCAAAGCCUUGUGCAUUUCUGGGACUAUUUUGUGUAACUUUACUGAUCCCACCUUUACAAAAACAGCUACUUCUAUGCCAGCUAUGCUUUUACACACACAUGCACACUCAUUCUCACUGGAUUAACUCGAUGCAGCCACAGUUUCUGGGUUUUAAAAGCCUGGUCAUGGUUUUGAGUUUUUGGAUGCUAAUGCUUAUUCCAGAAAGUUCACUGUGUCACAUGUAGAUAAAACAGACUUUGAUGGUUUGCAAAUCACUACCACCCUCUAUUUAUUUGGAAACAGUGCAAAGAUAACAUUUUAAAGCAACAUUAAAAACUAAACUGAAUUCUUUGGGCCUUCAGACAACACUGCAUCAAAAAGAAAGACAUGGCUCUGUAGUUGAAGUCACUGCAUGGGCUCAAAAUUGCUUUAAAAUAUCAUAGUCUGCAAACAAAAUUUGUUGCUGCAUCCACAAGUGGAGGUUAGAACCAUACAAUGCAGAGCAGAAUUUAUCUAUACAUGCUGCCAACUUCUGAUUUAGUCAAGGAAGAAAACUGUCAUUUUUUCUGACGAGUCAGAAUUUGACUUUUUUUAUUUAUUUUUUUAUAUGAAUUGUUUGUCAAAACUAUCAGUUUAUCAAUUUGGGUUUGUUCCAGUCCCCUCAGUGUAUGUGUAACAAAUAUAAGUUUCAAGAACAAUUGAAUAAUUAGUCAGUCAGUGUUCACUCAUAUAUAAAUCAGAGGGUUAUCUGUCUCUACAGUGGUGAACUAGCAGCCCACACUGUGGCUGUUCUUCCCAGAGCUAAAUAUGAGCCAAGAGUUUUAUAAAAUAAAUAAUGCACCAGUGACUGCUGGUGCUUUGCAGGUUUUUAAAGUGUGCAGAUGAAAUAUUCAUGAAACAAAAUGAACCAAAAAAUGAGAUAGCACUUUUUGUUUUAUUCAAUACGAACCCACGCUUCCAAGGUUUUAGUCAUAUCAGGAACAGGUGUGAGGCAACAGGCUGCUCCAAAAGCAGCAGUUUAUGGUGCAUUCAGGUGUCACUGUGCAUUUUUCGCUAAUAACUACAGAUUUAUAGAGAGCUUGAGUGUGUAAAUCAACGAGACUUAAAAAAACCAUUACUGCUCUUUCACAACCAAUUACCAACCAUCUAUUAUCUUAUGAGGUUUUUCAGAGUAAGUGGUCCACUUUGUGACUUAAUGUGCCGGGCUUCCAGGAAACUCUGCUAAUCAGCACCAGUGGCCUUUUUGUACAAAUUGAAAAACAACAUGUGAGUCACGAAGGAAUACAGAGUGACUGUCUCACAUUAUGACUUAUGAGGACUUUGCUGGUAGGAGUUUGAAUGUUUCAGUCAGGAUAGAUCUACCUUGUUUCCAUGGCAACUCAGUGAUGGAGCAUCUUUGAUGGUUGUAAAAUCAGCCUGGUCUCCACUGUCAAAGGAGAAGCACAAAUGCGGCUAUAAAUAAUGCUGGACAGAGAUUUUAAGCCCCCAAAAAGGGUCCAUCUUCCAAAUACAGAAAUAAGAUUGAUUUGUAAUUUAUGGUUUUUACACCUGUUUCUGUUCCAGAGCUCACACAUCCACCUUAUCGACGCCCUGAUGAUGGCUUACACAGCUGAGAUGAUCAGCAUAGAGAAGGUGGUGUCCAGUGUCAAGCGUUUUUCCAAAUUCAGUGCCUCCAAGGAGCUGCCUUUUGACCUGGAAGAUGCGAUGAUCUUUUGGAUCAACAGGGUAAAGAGAUGAUUUGUGCUCAUAUCAUCUGGAUGUGUGUGUGUUCUGUGUCGACUCAUGAUAUUUUGGUCUCCGCAGGUGAACAUAAAGAUGAGAGAGAUAGUGGAGAAAGAGUUGAAAAUGAAGCAACAUCUGCUAGAUUCACCCAGUCAUCAGAAGGUAACACACUGUGCUUAUGUUGUUUGACUCACUGUCUCCAAGAGUGAGCACGUCCUCUCUGUUUAAUAGUGUUUCCUUUGUUAGUGUUGACCUCUAGUUUAGAGUUUUACACCCUUAAAUGUACGGCUGGAGUCUCAGGAUUUUCAGGUGGGAAAAGUUGUUCAGUUGUUCAAGCUCAAGUCAAGCUCAAAUUUUCUUGACAUCAGGCUUUCACUCUCAGUUUUAAAGGCAAAACCCUGCAUAGUUUGGGUUGAACAGGCAGAUACGACAGUGCAUCCACUGCAUAAAAAGGAAACAAGAUGCCACAGUAAUGAGAGAUGGAUUCUACAUUACACUCUGUGGUUUGUAGAGAGCAGUGUUUACUGUUAUUCCUGACUGGAUUGAUGGAUGUUUAUUAGCCAUGCAGACCGACAUGAUGAUAUCCUGAGGGAGUGGAAGCCAAGCUGAACCAAAAAUUACUGGACUUCAUUAUGUCAUGUCAUGCCUCUGUUUCUACAUUUGAUCAAAUAAAUACUCAACACCCCCAUAACCCCUGCUGUUAAACCCUUAACAAUACGAAAAUGUUUCUGGUCUUUUCCUCGUGUGUCAUAUUUCUGUGAAACUAGAAUUUUUCGAUCUUUUCUGGUUGUCUUUAUAUCAGAUCUGUCUCCAUGAUCUGAUUACUCGUCUCUGUUUUUGAUCCUUGACUUGUCUGCUGCUUUUCCUCUUUGUGUCCUCUAAAACUUCCUCCCUCUCCUUCCUGCCUCUUGGAUGCUAGUCUCCCUCCAAAUGGUACUGGAAGCUUGUACCUGUAAGUGCAACUGCUUGCAAUUCCUCUGUGCGAGUGUCUGUCUUUUGUGUGUGUGUGGGGGUUUAUCUGUGUCAGAUCAGACAGCUGAGAAAGGAGCAAGAUUUAGAGUGAUGAGAUGUACAGCAAAAAAAACAACAUCAAGUGAGUGGAUUGAGUCAGGAAGAAGCAGCCGGCUUAUAAAACCUUUGGCCCCUCUCUUUUGCUUUUCCCUUUUCUAUUCUUUCACUUUCCAUUUGAGCUUUUAUCUCCUCUUCACUUUUUCUCAUUAACUCCCUGCCGAUCAGCUCAUUUCUUUCUUUCCCCACCAGCCUGAUUUAUUGCAUGCCCUCUCCCACUGGGUACUGGAACCUGUGGAGUUUUCUCACAUGGUAAUGUGCUCACCAUUUCACUCUCAUUUCAUCCUCAGCUCUUGUCUUUUCCCCUUAUUUUACCAUUUAUCACAUGCACAAGCCUUAAAACUACAACUUCUGUUACAGCCAAAAUGAAAGUAGUUAAUAGACCCAAUAAAUUCACAAGAUAGCGCUUCAAAAGCUUUCCCUGAUACCAUCUGAUAUCUGAUAAGAUAAAGCCAUUAAGUCCAGGAUGUUAUAAGAGAUACCUACUCCACAGUGUAUGUGUUAAAGAGAGCCAAAGACAUUUAGAGCUUGUGUUCAUGUCCUGAUAAGUUAGACCCAUGUACUGUUUUGAAAACCUGAUCCAUCUUUUGCUGUUCAGGUCCGAUACCGCAGAGAUCACCUGUCAGGUCGCACACUGCAGCACUUCCCUCUGCUGGAGGACUUGUUAAAGGAUGUUUGUGACGGCACGGCUCUGCUGGCUGUGAUCCACUUCUACUGUCCGGAACUCAUCAGGCUGGAAGGUACGAUAACACUCCGAUUGUUAGAUCCACUGAAGACAGGGACAAGAUACCAUAGUGUUCUACUCCCAAGAGCCACAACUAGGGCUGGGCGACAUGGCCUCAAAUCAAUAUUAUGAUAUAUUGAGCAGUUCACCUCGAUAACGAUAAAUGGACGAUAAACUACUCCACAAGCUGCCCACCCCCUCCCACAUUAACUUUUCUCUACUUCAGCUGCCGCUCCAGCCGCUACAACUUUUGAACCGUCCUCCAUCUCCUCACCUGUCUUUCCCUCUUUGUUACGGACUGGAUGGAGUGGAGUCCCAUCUCCAACAUAGGACAGCGUCUUAAAGGAACAUGAGACCAUAGCCUACCUACACACAUCCAAAACCAACUUUUAUUUUUUAUUUUUGGCACCGAAUAUAUAGACAUGGGCAAAAUGACGUCAGUUAUUGUCGUAAUUUACGGUAUCUAUAAAUUUUCGGUUAUCAUCCAGCCCUAGCCACAACUCACUUCUCUGCUACUUUCAGAAACAUGAAAUACAGCUUGACACUUUCUCAGAGACUGUAAGCUGAGUUAUUAUGUAACUGAGUAGUUAAUGUAGGCCUUAAAUGCUGUAACACCUCACUCACUGGAUGUAAACUAGCAACAGAUGACAGGUGGCAUCUUGUAGUGCAGCACUGUUCGGCAUUUAGAUCUAGGAAAUAGAAACUUGAACUCAAAAGUUUAGACUUUUUUUUAUCUUCUAUUUAAUUUAUGAUUCGUUCACCUAUUCCAGCAGAAACAGUUUGAGAGCCUGGCUGAAUGUGGAGUUUUUUUUCUUAAGCAAUUAAAACGUUUUGUAAAGCUCCUUUGUACGCUUUCAACCACAGACUGAAGCGUUUCUUUGGUGACCUCCGUGAGAAUGCCAAAUCUAACCGAACACUUAACUCCUUUACUACACACUCUUGACCUUUGCUGUCUUUUCUGUGCAGAUAUAUGUCUGAAGGAGGUCCUCUCCAUAACAGACAGUGUCUACAACAUCCAGCUUCUGAAAGAGUUUUCCAAUGAAUACCUGAACAAAUGCUUCCAUCUGAAGCCUGAGGACAUGCUGUAUUCUCCACCAGUACUAAAGGUGAGCCGGGAAACACUGCACACCCUCUCACCAUGUCGGAAUAAACAGACUUCAAUAACAUUUUCAUCAACCUCGACUGACCUCAUACAUGAUUGUUGUUUGUCGCAGACUAACGUGAUGGUUUUCAUCGCUGAGCUCUUCUGGUGGUUUGAGUGUGUGAAACCAGACUUUGUGCAGCCCAGGGACCUGCAGGAAAUCAGAGAUGGUAAAACACCUUAUUGUUUUCCUCCUUUAAACGAAGGUGCGCUGUGAUUUAAGAAUCCUCUCUAAUAGAUAACCUUCUCUAUAAACCUUUUUCCACAGUGAGAUUGCUACUGCAGCCUAAAGGAUCCCGCCCCCAUGCUCCCAUCUCCAGCGCCACCAAGCGUGGUUUCUUGACAUCAUCGAACUCUGCCGAUGUCUUAACUACGCCCCAGAGCCCUGAUCUCAGGUAUUAUUCUAUCUGUCUCUCUUUAUCGUAGUUAUUUGAAUCAUAAAAUCUCUCGACAUCAAGAUUAUUUUGAGCCACACAAGCAGAAUUGUGAUUUUAUUACACCUAAACUCCUGUUUUUCCCUCUACAGCACGAGGCCAAACUCAUUAAGCCCAUCUCGCUCGUUACUGCCCCUGAGACAGAGACAACCCAAAGAGGUUGAGGACAGCACUUUAGGUAAUUUACUCAGGCUUUGCUGCUUUGAGACACAGAGGUCCUCAGAAGUAUGUAAAAGAGAAAAGGGGAGAUAAGAGAGGAGAAGGACUGAUACGAUCCUCAGGGUCUUCAAGCUGAGCUGUUUCAUUCUUGUAUAACCUUAUUUAAAAACCAUUAUCUAGCAAAACAAAACCAGACACUAAAAUGGUUUUACAGUCCUGCUUAGCUUUGCAACAUCACAAAGUCCUUCACUUCUUUAUUUGUUUUAAAAAAGCAGUUACUUUUACAACCCCAAUUCCCAAAAACUCAGGGUGCAAACUGUUGAUAGGAACAGAUUUUGUACGCUUGCAGAUCAUUGAAAGUCUAGAUUGAAAAUAAUGCAAAGACAACAUACCAAUGUUAAUGUUUUAUGGAACAAAAAUGCUCUUUUUCAAAUUGAUGCCAGCAAAAAGUUUCAAAAAAAGUUGGAACAAGGACAAUAAACAUUGAAUUUGUAUGCUAAAAUAAAAACAUCUCCCAACUCCAGAGAGGCUGAAAGUCUAGAUAAGGAAGAGGUCUGCCACUAUGAGAGAAACUGCAGAAGUGAAAGGUUUGACAAUUUCAGAAUUCUGAGCAUAAAGUUUCUGCAGUAAAUUAUAUUCAAAAAAUCAGAGAGUCUGAAGAAAUCUCAACACACAAGGGACAAGGCUAAAAAAAACAACACUGGAUGGCCAUGAUCUCCAAGAGCUCAGAUGUUACUAAAACAGACAUUACUCUGUAGUGGAAAUCACAGCAUGGGCUCAAAAAAGAGGGUCUGCAAACACAGGUUUUUGCUCCAUCCACAAACGCAGGUUAGAAAUGUACCAUGCAAAGAAGAAGAAACCAAUCAUGUACAAACAUAAUCCAAAAAUGUUGGAGAAAUAGAUGCUGCAUUUCCUUACUUUAGAGCAGCUAAAAUCCUGUCUUGGUCCCAUCUGCCCCUGAUGUAAGAUUUUAGCUGCUCUAGAGGAAGGGGCUGUAGCGUCCAUGAUUCCCAAAAGAAUGUUUUAAUUUGUCAGACUACGUGACAGUUUCUUAUUUUUUUGCUUAAUCUACAUUAAUCAGUAUGUGUUUCAUAAAACAGUACAUUUUUUAGUUUCAACAUUUGAUGUAAUUUGCAAACUAUGAAAGUCAGUUUACACCACAUACCCAUUUUUAAAAAAACUUGUUGUGCAUUCUGUCUAAAGUUCAUCCUCGAAAAGAAGAAUACUAAAUAAAACUAAAAAUGCAUGUUUGAUAAGUCUUUUCUGAAAUAUGGGUGGUUUAUUUUCUUUGUACAGAGCUGAGGAAGAGGUCCAGCUCCAUGUCAUGUCCUGAUGGGCAUCAUCAAAGCUCAAUACUGGCCUGGCCACAGAGAAGGCAGAGGUGAGAGUCUGAACUUGUAAAUUUAUUGUAUCUGCAUGUACAGAUACGGCAGUGCUUCUCCGAUUGAUUUUUCCAGAGUGAUGAUAAGUGUAAGUCUGCCUCUGUUCCUGUCCAGGCCUUUAUCCCAGCAAGCACCCUACGCCCUGCAUUACCCACUGGAGGAGGACCCAGACAGUAUGAGUCUGGCUCGCUCCAUCAGCAAAGACAGUCUGGCUUCCAGCAUCACCCCCAAACACAUCCUGGGCCCCGGAUCUCAUCACAGACUCAGCGGUCAAAGCCUGCUCAGUCACAUGCGCAUCGAGGACGAGGAGGAGGAAAUCGAAGAGGAGGAGCUGGUUUCUGUGAUUCACCCUUCUGUGUUUUCUCGCCGCCGAGUUGAGAGUGACAUGGAGCAGGAUGAGCUGGAAAUCCCAAGCGCAACAACUACCUCAAGGGGUUCUAAUAACAGCGGGGGUCCCUUUAUGCUGGACCACCAGGUGAACAGCUUUUACCUGGAGCCUCUGAUGCCUGCGGUCUCCAAGCCAGCCAAAGAAAAGAGCAUCAGCCUGAACAAGGAGGAGGAGAGCGGUGAGGGUCGCUGCAGAGGGGCAGCAGCUGCCAGGAAAGUAUCAUCAAACAUCCCAAGACUGUCACAGAGGAAAAGCCCAGUGGCUGAGUCCAGCAGAAGCACCUUCACACCCAUACCUGUGCUUGAAUCAACCCCUAGAUCUCUCAGAUCACCCGCAGACGGAUCAGUAGGCAUCUCGCAGCAACCCCAAGGUUUCUAUCUGCAUUUGUCAGGAGAGCCAGAGCACCAUUUCUCCGCACAAGAGGGCGGGCUCGACUCUGAUUCGGACAUUGCAGACCUUGAAGAAGAUGAAGAAGAGGAAGACCAGAUGGAGUUCACCAAAGAUAUGGCACAGAGAGUAAAAGACAGAUACCUACAGGAUGGAGAGUUGUGUGGAUUCGGGGAGGUCGAGGGUGAGUCAGCGAAACUGAGAGAGGACUCAAAGAUAAGCGAGCGGGACGAUAAGGAGGACUACAGCGGGCGCUCCAGCCCCUGCCUCAGCACCAUAUCCUGGGCGAGCAGCUGCAGCGCUUCAGGCAGCACCAGUGUCAAAAUGACAAGCUUCGCGGAGAGGAAGCUCCUCAAACUCGGCCUUCGCGACGGGAUCUCAAGCACCAGCAGCUCUCAGAAGACCACACCAGACGGCUCCGAGGUGGCCUCCUGCCCUCCUUGGCAGCUGAAGAGUGACUGCACCUCUGGCUGGAUCGGGAAGGAGCAGAGUUCUGUGUUGGGGAAGAGUUUGGCAGUGAGUCCAACAGUAGUGCCUUCAGAGCUGCUGCAACUUCACAUGCAGCUGGAGGAGCAAAGACGCGCUAUCGAGUAUCAGAAGAAAAAGAUGGAGAGUCUGUCAGCGCGGCAGAGGCUAAAACUCGGGAAAGCUGCGUUCUUGAACAUCGUCAAAAAGGGCGGAGGAAGGAGCGACACUCUCCCACUGCCCCUGAAACACUCCCAGUCCACAGAGCUUCCAGACAGGAGCAGGUUCAAGACCCAGUCCUGCAGAGACGACUCCUGCCUUGACGCUCUGAAGUUCCAGGUAAAAGAAGGUCAACCAGCGGGGGGACAAGUUAACCAAGACAACAGGCUGAGUGUUGUGUCUCCAGAUGGUGCGACAGAACCUGACCUGAAUGAGUGCUCCCACUCCAUCGAUCUCCUCAACGAAGCCAUAAGCUCGAUUCAACAGCAGAUGAUGCAGCUCUCUAUGCAGCAGGACAUGCUGAUGAAGCGUGUGGUGUCCCCUCCAGAACAAGUGGAAUCAAGCGCAAGCACAACCCCCAGCACGACACAAUCCUCCUCCUCGACCUCCGAGUCGAGAUCGUUCGCGGUUCACUUCGUAGACAUCGGUGGGAGCAGCUCCACCCCGACGCGCCGUCCUCCCAAACUUAGCUCCAGCCAACGCAGCAAAACCUCGGAGCAAAACCAGAGCAGAGACAACAAGAAGAGAGCCCCGAGCAAGUCGAACACUCAUCCAUCUAGAGACGACUCAAGCGGAGAGCAGAAUGAGGGCGGUGCUGUCGACAGCUCCAGAAUUCAGAGAAAAGCCACCUUCAGAGUCAACGAUGACUUUUACAAACACAGCAGCACAGAAGGAACCGGACCUGAACCAGACAAAACACAACCAGAGGACCUACAAGUCAACACAACUACAGAAACGUCCCCAGAACAAGCAGAGGAUAAUGUUGCCAACACAGAGAAGGAGGCUGUGGGAGGGGAUGAGAAUACAAAGGUCAAAGGCCAGCUGAUUGAAGUUGACCUGUCAGAGCUUAAGGACCCUCUUGAGGACGACAGCGCAGAUGUUGCAGACGGCGCAGCAGAAGGCGAGCAGAAGAAUGUGCUCGGCUUCUUCUUCAAGGUAAAAACGCCGGAUUUCUGCUUUUCAUACGUGCGUGUGUGGGCGUAAACUUUACCUCAGAGGCAAAACAAACAAACAAAACAACUUUGAUGAUCCAUUUUGGGUCUGAAGUGUUUAUCCUCCUUUGGUUAUUAAAAACCCAUCAUACAUUUUUUUUUCAAGGUUCCAUUUGUUUGCAGAAAAAGUCGGUUUUACUAAGUGGAAAAAAUAUUUUUUCUUGGAGAAUAUUUCACUGAUGUAAACAGCUUUCUAAGUAUUAGUUUUUGUCUUAUUGGUCUAUGAAUUUAAGAAAACCUUGCUGAAAACCUGAAAAAACAUUUUCUGCAUCAACAUUUCAUUUCAUGUCUAUAAUAUUUCCAAUAAACACAAGGUUAGAUUUAUUUUCAAACUGUCAAAAUCUUUUUUCGUCAACUUUUCAGUGUCACAACUUUUUAGAUAUGGGGUUGUAGACUGAAAAAUGUUAGUUAAAUUACGGCUUUAUCCUUGAAUAUUAAGAUAACCAAGUGUAAUUGCUGGUUAGAUAAAGAUUCUGUUAUGUGUUGCAGGAUGAUGAGAAAGCAGAAGAUGAAAUGGCGAAACGUCGGGCAGCCUUCCUCCUCAAACAGCAGCGUAAAGCAGAGGAGGCCAGACUACGCAAACAACAACAGGAAGUCGAGAGUGAGCUCAAACGUGAUGAAGCCAAGUAAGUUUUUCACACCAGGUCAACAGGGAUGUAUCUGCAGUGAGGAACUUGCUUCGAAGAUUCUUUGUCUCUUUCCUUUUUAAGGCGGAAGGCAGAAGAGGAGCGCGUUCGUAAGGAGGAGGAGAAGGUGCGGCGAGAGCUGAUAAAGCAGGAAUACCUGCGGAGGAAGCAGCAAGCCUUGAUGGAGGAGCAGGGCCUGGUCAAGCCCCGCCCACGGACUAAAUCUCGCAGGGGGCGGCCUAAGUCUCUGCACCGUGAAGGGUCCAACAGCCUCUCGAAAGGAUCGACCACAUGUAAGAACGCAUCUUAUGUACAACGCUCUGUGUUAUUUGUGAGUGCCUGUCUACAUGCAGUUGUACCAUCUGAUUGUUGUCGUGUUUUUGUGUGUAUGUGUAAUCAGUUUAGUUCUCUUCACCGCCACCCUCUGAGUGUGUACAUGUGUGUUGUGCAGGUAAUUCUCUGAAGGGGUCCAUGUUGAUCAAAGGGAAGUGCUCAGCAGCAGCAGCAGGCUGCAGGGGAGGUGAACCUUCUAACCUGCUCUGCAUGAUAUGAAAUUAAGCAUACACAGUUUACUGAUACAAACCCUGAGGAGUGGGUGCUUGUUUACCUACUUGGGAGAUUAACACUUAAUUAUUCUGAAUCUCAAAUGAAUAAUUUGUCCCUCUAGUUUCCGAACUGUUAAACUGUCAUAAACUGUUUGCUAUAUUUGCAGUAAAUUUGACUUUUACUUUAAAGAGAUAUUCUGGCAUAAAAUCAAUUUAGGGUCAAAUACACUGUAACACAGAGUUAGACACCCCCUCGAGAGAUGAAUGUUGCCGACCGCUUGCUUCUCUAGUUAUAACAACUUAAGUAAAGAUCGCAUGAUAGCAAUACACAGCGGUCUUAGGAGCCAUAAAUAAACAUCAACCAAAACUCCACUCUAUAGCCACAAAUAAUGCUCAGAACAGCACCUAACUUCAUCAACAGUAGGUAUAGGAUCCCAGCCAUAGUACUAGCCACCAAACAUCUUUUUAACUUUGCCUUAUUUCUUUAGAAAAGAGACUAAACACACUCACCUACUCUCUUCCAGCAGCUGCUUGUUUGUUGGAAGACCUUGACUGUAGCAGGGUGACACAGCUCAAGGAAGAACAUCUAUGAUCAUUUCUUCAUGGAAAUGCAAUCAGACCGAGACACUCAGGCAGAAGAACUACUGCAUCUGGAGUGCAAAAUGAUUAUUACUAGGAAAUGAUAAAGAAAUGAUCAUAAAUGUUCUUCCUUGAGCUGCGUCACCCCUGCAAGGUCUCGCAACAAACAAGCAGCUGCUGGAAGAGAGUAGGUGAGUUGUGUUUAGUCUCUUUGCUAAAGAAAUUAGGCAAAGUUAAAAACAUGUUUGGUGGCUAGUGCUAUGGCUAGGACUCUAUAUGUACUGUUGAUGAAGUUAGGUGCUGUUCUGAACAUUUUUUGUGGUUAUAGAUUGGCGGUUUGGUUGAGGUUUGUUUAUGGCUCCUCAGACCACUGUGUGUUGCUAUUGUGCGGUCGUUACUGAAGUUGGUAUAACUAGAGAAGCAAGCGGUCGGUGACAUCCAUCUCUCGACGGGGUGUCAAACUCGGUGUUACAGUGUGUUUGACCCUAAAUUUAUUCUACGCCAGAAAAUCCCUUUAACUUGAUACUUCCCUGAUCCCUUGAGAGAUUGAACACUGUGUAAAAUGUUUAUAACAAUGGUAAAUAUUCCCCUGUCAAACAUCAGGUUUGAACUAUUUGCAACCCAUCAAAAUCUUUUCUUUUUUUAUCUUUGAGUUUGUACGUUUUAAACAUCACAACUCUAAUGCAGUUGAGGUUAUAGUUCGAUUACAGUUUGAUUGUAUGGGGAUAUAUUAAUGUUUUAAAUGAUGUAGAUGAUAUUGAUUCUUCUGUCUAUGUCAUUUUCAGCUGAUCUUAGCUCCAGUCAUCGAGGAUCAACACUCUCUUUGGCGACUGAGGGGGACAGUGUCAUCUCUGGAGGGGCGGAGUCCCAAAGGUGAGACCUCCAGGGUUGUGUUGUGUCAGAAAGAAGAUGAUGUCCCUCUCUGUCGCUUCAUGCCCAUUGAAUUGACUGUGAGGUGUGUCCUUUAGGGCUGGAUCCGUGUGCUCCGUGGAGUCGUUUCCCAUGUUGAGCAGAGCGUCUAGCAGGAACAUGGAGAGGGACUGGGAGAAUGGUUCGAUAACAUCUUCAAUCCCUUCAAUGGAGUACAGUGGUAAUCAUGACAUUUUCAACAAUAUCUUAAAUUUUUAUCAAAAGUUAUUUUAUCACCUGCCUCAAAGAGAAGACUACUCCACAAAGACAGAACAAGAGGCCCCUGAGAUAUACAUUUCUCUUUCAAUAAAGCAUUUACAAGCUCUGUGCAUUUGUCUUAUUGAACUUUAGUCUUGUUUUGUGUUUGUAAAGGUCCUAAACUCUUCAAAGAGCCAAGCUCCAAGUCUAACAAGCCAAUCAUCAUCAACGCCAUCGCUCACUGCUGUCUGGCUGGAAAGGUUAAUGAGGCCCCGAAGAACGCUAUUCUGGAGGUCAGUGCAAUCAUUUGUAACUGAUACUUUAUUACCACCCUUCAAGUCUUUCUCAUUAAUUCCUCCUCGCAGAGUUAUUUCUCACGUGUGUUCUGCCAAACUUACAUUUGCCUCUCUGUUUCACCGAAAACAGGAGCUGGAAAAGUGUGAGUCCAACCAUCUGAUCAUCCUCUUCAGAGACGGCGGGUGUCAGUUUCGUGCCAUCUACUCAUUCUCACCAGACACCGAGGAGAUCAUCAAGUUCACGGGUACAGGACCGCGAGCUAUCACCCGGAAGAUGAUCGACAAGCUCUACAAAUACAGCUCAGACCGGAAGCAGUUCACUGUCAUCCCUGCUAAGAGUGUGUCCGUCAGUGUGGACGCCCUGACCAUCCACAAUCACCUGUGGCAGGUCAAGAGACCAGGAAGCGCACGCAGGAGUUGAAGGAAAGGAAGAACGACGGUAGAUUUAGUUUCUGUUUUAUCCAUUUAUGUUGGGCAGGACCCAAUAAUUUAAGAUGAUUGAUGUGUGAUCACUGGACUGAUUGAAUAAGGGAGAUUGCUCAUCAGUGGAGAUGCCAGUCUAUUACUGAAGAUGAAACAGCUGCCCACUGGCGUUUUUUUUUUCUUUUUUGUUUGUUAGCUUUUCUUCUGCAUGGGACACUUUUUUGUUUCAGUUUUUUUUAUAUAUUCUACAUUUAUUAGGAACUAUUCAGAGUGCUUAAAUGUUAAUAUAAUGGCGUCAGCUGUGAAUAAGGCUGCCAAACUGUGUAAACACUGGGAAGAGAACGCUUUGGCUAUCGAUCAAAACCUGAAAUGACAGCUUAAAGCGGUGACCACAGUCACACUGCGCUGUAGCUGAAAGUACACCCACAUUGACACCUUAACAACAACAAUAUUCAUCUGAAUCCAACCAGUCAUAUUACUGUUCAAUAGCUUUUCAUGGUCGUCUUACUAUUACAACAUUUCUGCUAGCUCACGAAUAAGAAACCAUAGCUGUGUCCCAAUCUAGGUCUGAGCGAAGGCCUCAGAGAAGACCCACUGUGUCACAGCGGCGCUUCAAGAGCUCCUUCAAAUGUGGUCAACAAAUUUGUCCUCCUUUUCCUGGGCCAUGAAGGCUGCAUCAGGUGCAUCCCUCAUGGCCACACUUAUCCCAGGAUUCUUUGCACUAAUACAGUUAAGAUCGCGAACCCUCAAGGUGCUGAGUAGUACACCUUUGACGAUGCUAGAUAUUUAGCUUGUUAGCCAAUUAGUGCUGUUGGAUGCCAUCAUCAGGGUAGUGAUGUAAGCACUCAGCACUCCGAAGGGUAGACCAUCUCAAUUCAGUUUGGCAAGACUGGUCUACAUAGGCUACAACAAUCAAGUCCUUCAAAACUGGGUCCUAUCAAGGGUGCAGCCCCCGGGUUGGGACACAGCUCAUUACUGUUGGUGAGGUAGCAGUACUGUUACUAAAAUCCUCCGCUAAUAUUGUGCUUUUAAAGCUCCUGUAGGGAUCUUUAAGUGUAUGUUGAUUUUGGCGCCCCCUGUGGACAGAGUGGUGCCUCUCAUCUUUUUGCUGAUUUCUUCUUGUUUAUUAAUAAAAACAUUGGGGUUUUUUUGUAGCUUAUGUAAUAGUCGUAUUUUGUUUUUUGCCUUUUUCAGUGUUCAGUUAUUCACGUCACCUGACAUAGAAAAUAAUAAUAUAGAAAUUAUCUGUCUUCUCUUUAAUGGUGUUGUUUGCUUUUUAAGUUCAUGAAGAGGCACCAAUAUUGAUUUCAACCUACUUCAUAGUCAGCUAAAAAUCCCUUACAGGAGCUUUAACGGCACUAGCUAAGUACUGAUACAUUCUCAUGUUAGCUGUGCACAAACAGAGGCUUACAGGUUAUCACAUAUGUUGUUUGAACCUGUGUUACGCAUCAGUGUCCUUUCAGAUUUCACCAUGCACUGUCUUUUUCAGUGACUAAAUAAGCAGAAAGCAGUCAAGAUGAAUUCCCUUUGUUAACAUAGUAACUCAUUAUAACGGCAUUUAAGCUCCUUAUUCUCUGUAUGAUGUCUUAGUGAAAUGGGCACAGUGUGAACUUGAGGAAAUGAGGAUGGACUAUUUGUUAUGUAGCAGCGAGGAGGAGCGGACAUAUCAACUAGCACUGAUUCAACUUACAUUAAGCAAGCACAUCAAUGAUACCAAGUGCAACUUCAGACAGGCAGUGGUGAAGAGUCACUGAAUGUCUCGUAAAGCUGUUUCCGCUUGGCAAAUACAACACGCCACUGCUAUGAGGCUCAGCCUACAACCUGCCCGCAGUAUUAUCCAGUUAAAGCCCCUGGGCAGAGCUUUGAUGAAGGAGGAGCUUUGCUGAAACUUUUUUAAUGUACGGAGUGGAUGUUUUUGAGUGGUAAUGUCCAGUCUUGUUUUCUAUUUUCGUGUAUUUGGAGAAGUGUGUGUAUGUGUGUGCUGGGGGGGGAGGGAAGAGCUUAAUGCACCACUUGUGUAUCCUGCUCUGAAUGUUUUCUCUUACUCUUUUGAUUAUGCUUUAAAUCUGUCAUGCAAACAGGACUUUGGAACAAAGCAACACAGCCGUUUGAUUUGUUUGAGUGCUGCAGUUACAGUGAGAGAUCAAUCAUGUUUUUAAAGCAGGGGAAAUUGUACUAGUAUUUUCUCCAGAUGGGAAGCACUUUCCAGACUACGCCUGUACAGUGGUGCAUUUUGAUGUAUUAUCUUCAUAUAAUAUUCCACCUCAAAUACGAGCCACCUGAGAUCCUUUCCAGGCUCGUGUUGCUGCAGUAUAAUGAACUGAGCUCUGCCACUGGUCUGUUUGCUGCUCAUUGACUGCUCACUAAAGCAGAUGAGAUGUUUGAAUUUGAUGUAGCUUCUGGCGCCCAACACUAGUAAUUUCCCUGUAAUGACUGUCAGCAGCUGGUGUAAUGUUGAGGAGGGGAGAACUGCACAAUACUUGAUAUUUGUUUGCUGCAUUUUGUACAUUUUUGAGUAGUAUUUUUUGUACAUUAUUACGGUACAAGUUAUGUUUACCAAAAGGAAGCACUAUUUUGAGGUUUAUUGUGUUACAGGCUGUAAGGGAUGCUAUGAGUCUUAUUUCAUUGUGUUUCAUUAUGUUAAUUUAUUUUGAAGAGAUUUAAUAAACCCUACUAGGUUUGUUUUUGAUGAAA